CUCUUGACAACUUAACUAUAAUCUGCAUGCACAAUUUUCAUUUGGCUCACGUCUAGCAUGUGGUUCUCCAAUUAGUAAAGGAUGUGUGUGUGUGUGUGUGUGUGUGUGUGAGUGUGAGUGUGAGUGAAUGUGCACACGGCAUGCAUGGAUAAAUAAAUAAAUAGAAGACAGGUGGUCAUGGAAAUGAAAGCCUCUUAAGGAGCUUGUUAGCUAGCAGGUCUCUGGGCAGGUGGAUAAAGUGCUUGUGAUUAAUUGAUACGGGUCUGGAGUUCGAAUUCCAGCUCACCUAUUGACUCUUUGCUAGUUGAUCUGGCUGUGCAAAUUUUGAAGAUGCUUAUCAUUUGGGGUUCUUUUGAAGUGCUUCCCUUACUCAUGUCCCCGAAGCAUGUUUUAAGAAGCAGUUUAGAACUUUGGUGUGAGUGUUGCUUAGGAGGAAGCAAAGAGGAAACACUACAUUUGAGUUGUCAGAAGAAUUUAAAAUGCAGUUCAAACAAAAUGGCUGGUUGGUGCGACCUUUGCGUAUGGAGUGUGGUCGCUAUCAAACUCAGUUUCUUCAUUUGUAGCACAGUAAUAAUGAUCAUUUGCUUUGCAUGCCUCUUGUGAGGGUGGAUGAAUUAUUGCUACUUGUCUAGAGCCUCAUACAGUUAGACUAUGAAUCUAAAUGAUCCUUAAUGGAGAAUUUCUAGCUACCAGAAACAGUAUGAAUGUAAACCAAUGAUAUACCAAAUGUAUAAGAACCCUACAGUGAAGCAAUGCAGUUUUUUUCAGGGGCAGAACACCUAAGUUUUAACAUGGUUGAUGUGCUUUCUUGCUCCUUCUAGACUGGAAACUGGUGCAUGGUUCUGGAAAUCUGCUGCUUACUCUAAGGUUGUUUCCAAAAGUAUAGGCAAGUUCAGAUGAUUUUGAAAACACAUUCCAGCUUUGCACUCAUUGAGCACCUGCCACAAAUUCGGACAAAGUUUGAGCAUUAUCUUGUUUUAUACCUUCUCAAUUUCAUUUUGCUGUUAAAGAUAGGUACCUUAAAAUCAUCAAGUGGCCCAAUCUAAAUAGUGUAGAUUGUUUUCAAUCUCACCUCUUUAAGCUUUGGCCUCCUUUGUUCCUACUCGCCAAAAUUGCAAAGCCACCCCUGUCCUCAUCUUCAGUAAUGAAAAACCAUUCCUUUUAUUAGUUGUAUGUAUCUUUUUGUCUCUAUUGCAGCUAAUCCUGCCUGUAGUGUUCAGACUGAGGAGUUUGUGAAUAGCCUAUUUGUUUAUCCCUCUUGUAAAGAAGAUUACUGUAUGUACAGAGGCUGUGGAGGGAUGCUGAAAUUACUAAUGUCUUGAUUGACCAGCCUGGUUUCCCAUUUUCUGCUCCAGCCAGGGAUACAGAAACGAUGUCUUUCAUCCUUGCCUUCUUUUCCCUUGCUCUUUUGAGCUCCAAGCGAGAGUGGAAGCCCCUGGAGGAUCGCAGCUGCACAGAUAUCCCAUGGCUGUUGCUGUUCAUUCUCUUUUGCGUCGGCAUGGGUCUUAUUUGUGGCUUUUCAAUAGCUACCGGAGCAGCUGCAAGAUUGGUUUCAGGAUAUGAUAGUUACGGAAAUAUCUGUGGACAGAAGAAUAUAAAAAUAGAUGGGAUAGACAACAGUGGCUUAGACCUCACAAAAAAGAAGUAUGUGUUCUUUUUGGAGCCAUGCAAUGUAGAUCUGGUGAAACGGAAGAUCAAGUCCAUUGCUCUCUGCGUAUCAGCAUGCCCACGGAACGAGUUGAAAACCCUGGCUGAUGUUCAGAAUUUUGCAGAGACUAAUGGCUCUACUUUGUGUAGUUAUGAACUAAAGCCAUCUGAAUACACUACAGAUCCAAGGGCUGCCAAGCUUUGCCCCAAGCUCCCAGUUCCAGAGAGUGCACCUAUUCCAUUCUUCCAUCGCUGUGCUCCUGUGAACAUUUCCUGCUAUGCCAAGUUUGCAGAGGCCCUGAUCACCUUUGUCAGUGACAGUAGUGUCUUGCACAGGCUGAUUAGUGGAGUAAUGACCUGCAGAGAGAUUAUAUUGGGACUUUGCUUGUUAUCACUAGUGCUUUCCAUGAUUAUGAUGGUGAUAAUAAGAUACAUUUCAAGAGUGCUUGUUUGGAUUUUAACAAUUCUUGUUGUUCUGGGAUCACUUGGUGGUACUGGAAUAUUGUGGUGGUUGUACGCCAAGCAGCGGAAGUCUCCUAGUGAUACUCUUACAGUGGAUCAGCUUCAAAUAGCCAAAGACAAUCGUCAGGCCCUUCUGAUCUAUGCCAUUGCAGCUACGGUCUUCACGGUUAUCUUACUGUUGAUCAUGUUAGUUAUGCGCAAGCGAGUAUCUCUCACCAUUGCCUUGUUCCACGUGGCUGGCAAGGUCUUCAUUCACCUGCCACUACUCGUCUUCCAGCCAUUUUGGACGUUUUUUGCCCUCAUGCUCUUCUGGAUCUAUUGGAUCGCGGUCUUGCUCUUCCUAGGUACCACAGGUAGCCCUGUCAAAAACGACCAGGGCUUUGUAGAGUUCCACGUUGCAGGCCCACUGAGGUACAUGUGGUGGUAUCACGUCGUGGGGUUAGUUUGGAUCAGUGAAUUCAUCCUUGCCUGUCAACAGAUGACUGUAGCAGGAGCCGUUGUGACAUAUUAUUUUACAAGAGAAAAACGGAAUCUGCCAUUCACACCUAUUCUGGCGUCUGUCAAUCGCUUGAUCUGUUACCACCUAGGAACUGUGGCUAAAGGGUCUUUCAUUAUUACCUUAGUGAAGAUUCCAAGAAUGAUACUCAUGUAUAUUCAUACCCAAGUCAAAGGAAAAGAAAAUGCCUGCGCUAGAUGUAUGUUGAAAGCCUGCAUUUGCUGCCUUUGGUGUUUAGAAAAGUGCCUGACUUACCUAAAUCAGAAUGCAUAUACAGCCACAGCUAUCAACAGCACCAACUUCUGCACCUCAGCAAAGGAUGCCUUUGUGAUACUAGUGGAGAACGCUCUGCGAGUGGCUGCCAUAAACACAGUGGGAGACUUCAUGCUCUUUCUAGGAAAGGUUCUAAUAGUGUGCUGCACGGGCCUGGCAGGGAUCAUGCUGCUGAACUACCAACGGGACUACACCGUGUGGGUGCUGCCGCUCAUCAUUGUCUGCCUGUUUGCAUUCUUGGUGGCUCACUGCUUCCUAUCCAUUUACGAAAUGGUCGUGGAUGUCCUCUUCUUAUGUUUUGCCAUUGACACCAAGUAUAACGAUGGCAGCCCUGGGAAGGAGUUCUACAUGGAUAAAGUUCUUAUGGAAUUUGUGGAGAACAGCAGAAAAGCAAUGAAGGAAGCUGGCAGGGGAGGUGGAGCCGAAGGCAGGGAGCUCAAACCAAUGGUAGGUCCUCUGGAAGAAGUGGCUGCCCUCUUCCAGGAGUUUCACGUGUACUUCCUGUCCCUUUCUGUUUUCACUGACUAUGCUUCUUCAGGAGAAGUCUUUGUCGUUUGUGUCACUCAGGAUGUUCUGCUUUUUUUGUUUGUGAGCUUGCCUAUCGCCUGGAUGGCAGAGUUUUUGUCACAGCUGAGACCACCUCCCAUAAAAGUAAGCUGAAAGGAACUGUAUCUUCAUACUUCUACUGUGUUUCUGUAACCCCAGAGCGCAACCAAAUUCUCUCAGUAGUGAUGUUACUGGUACUCAGAAUUACCUUUGGGCUGUAAACAUAGAAGGGGGGGAAACAGUCAAUAUGAAACAUGCUGUAUAUAACUAUGUUCCCAGGUAUCCUUUUUGUGGUGGGGUUUCAAAACUUAGUCCAUGGUUUUAACUUGACAUUUACUAUUCUUUUGUUGGAAAAUAUGAUAUUACACGGAGUUGCUAAUAGGAUUCUGGAAGGCCCAGUGGCCAUCGCGAUGAGUCACUUGAUCUCCCUCCACCCCACUUUGCUGGUUGAUAAGUUCUGAGGUGUAUUGGACUGAUUCUAGCUUGUUCAAUUCCCUGUUUAUUUCCAGCCACGUAAGCCAGUCCACUUCAGCCUGAUUUUGACACUUAAUCACUCAUUUUUUUUUAGUUUCCACGCAUUACUCCCAUCAUCAAGGAAGUUGAUACAGUUACUCCUUUCAACCUGCUAAAGCAGGCAUCCCCAAACACGGCCCUCCAGAUGUUUUGGGACUACAACUCCCAUCAUCCCUGACCACUGGUCAUGUUAGCUAGGGAUGAUGGGGAUUGUAGUCCCAAAACAGCUGGAGGGCCGAGUCUGGAGAUGCCUGCGCUAAAGUAACAUUUCUCCUAAUUCUUCUCUCUUUGUCAUUGUUCUUUCUGUGUUUCAAUGUUGUUCCUGGUGGAGAAAUGUGGGUUUGGGCUCCCGCACUUCAGACAUGUCCUUAUUCCAUUUUAACAUGCAGUAACUUUUUGAUAAGUCCUGAAAUUCUUGGAGAUAAGAGAAAGCCAGGAAAAAGUAUGAAGAAAUAAUAUGUUUCAUGUACUCCAUAUUGAUAGCGAUACUGAAGCAACAUGUCCCGUCCCCCCGCCGCAAUAUAAUACUUGUGGCUGGUUCACACUAUACCUUGGGGCAAAUUUUUGCAGCCAGAUACAUUGACUUGGCAAGAUUAACAUAUAGAAAGGAGCUCAUACAUCUCAAAAUUAGAUGUUGCAAUCCUUAUAAUCUCCCUUGAAAAACUGAGAACUCUUAACCCAGCUCUUAACCCAGGUUUCUCCAACCUCAAGUCCCCAGAUGUUGCUGAACUACAACCUCCAUCAUGUCCACCAGCAUGGCUGAAGGCCAGGGAUAAUGGGAUUUGUAGUCUAUUCAUACGUGGCGACCCAACAUUGGGAAAAGCUGCAUUAACUGAUUCCUUUUCACCGGUGCUCGGUUGGCAGUGCUCUUCUCUUUUUCAAAUGCACAGGUGGGCGUCAUUUGACAUGGGGCAGGGGCCUGUGGAUUUCAUUUAGGAUCCCCCCCCUCCCCAUAAUUUGAUCACUCCUUUUCACUCAAAGCAGGUCUAAUGUUUGGCUGUGAGUUAUCAAAAAAAUGAGUUGAUGCAAAUGCAUUUGUAAACUAGCUCGUAAGAUUAGUUGACGUAAUCAAUGUAAAUGACAGCUAUCACAAAUAGUUUCUAAGUCUGACAUGAGAGUUAAGUGAGGAGAAGAUCCUUCACUUUGCUCUUCAAUGGUCUUAACCAUGCAUUAGACUUCAGGGGGUUUAAGGAGAUGAAAAGGAAAGACUAGUUGCUGGCUAACUAAGCCUAAAAAGGUAAAGGGGCCCCUGACCAUCAGGUCCAGUCAUGUCCGACUCUGGGGUUGCGGCGCUCAUCUCACUCUAUAGGCCAAGGGAGCCGGCGUUUGUCCGCAGACAGCUUCUGGGUCAUGUGGCCAGCGUGACAAAGCCGCUUCUGGUGAACCAGAGCAGCGCACGGAAACGCCGUUUACCUUCCCGCCGGAGCGGUCCCUAUUUAUCUACUUGCACUUUGAUGUGCUUUCGAACUGCUAGGUGGGCAGGAGUAGGGACCGAGCAACAGGAGCUCACACCGUUGCAGGGAUUCGAACCACCGACCUUCUGAUCAGCAAGCCCUAGACUCUGUGGUUUAACCCACAGCGCCACCUGGGUCCUAUGUCCACUAAGCCUACAACAUAAUUAAUGUAAUAAUUGCUAAAAGUGUGCCCAUGUGCUGGUGCCCAUUGAACUAAUUUGUCUGAGGAUAUGAACUAGCCAGAUGACAAUAUGGUAGGGUGACCACGGAACAGCACUCAAAACAGAGGGCAACACCAGUGCAGGUUUAUGAAGUUGUGAGAGCCUCCCAGAGCACUAGAACUCAAUCAAAUGGAUUGGCAGGAGGUCCACGCCAAACCCAAGGAGAUAUUGCUUGAUAGAGCACAAUUAAUACAUUGAGGAAGCUGCUUCAUUAAGCAUGAGCAUAGAUGUCUCCUGAAAGUCAUUAGAUAAAUUCAUGAAAGUUCAGUUUCUCUGAGGCUACUAGUAAUGAAUGAUAACUCAGAAUGAGACCUAAGUGUGCAGAGGCUGUAGACUUCUAAUAACUGCAUGCCAGAUGUUUGGGGGCAGGCAAUAGGGGGUGCUCUGCUUUUGAGCUUUCUGGGAGCUUCUGCAUGAUCAAGGCUGGAAACAGAAUAUUUGACUAGAUAGAUAUUUGAUCUGAUUUAGCAAAGAAGUUCUAAUAUUCCUUUUGCAUGUUUGCUCAGGGACCUGCCAAUCCUCUCGGUAGCCCUGGUUGCUACAGUUUGAAGCUGAAACUAAAAAUUAACAUUGUUUUUUUGGAACAUAAUGCUAAACAACAAAUAACUCUGCACAAUCCUCAGGCUUGCAUGCUCCUCCUUUCUCUCUCUCUUCUCUUGGCAUAGCUGUGUGAAGAUCAGAAGCACUUGCUUCCUGAUACAUCCAAACCCAAACUGCUUAGAGUUAGGUCAAACAAGCCAAGACCAAAAUGUGUUUUAUGAUCUUGACUUGUUCGCCAAAGAAGAAAAAGAGAAAAAUAAACGAGUGGAGAGGCCUCUAGGUCUAAUCAUCAGGUCCACAGACUCUUUUGAUCAGGCCCAGUCUUGCUCCCUCCACUGCUCUCACCAGUUUCCCCUUCUCCACCCAUCUCUUCCUCUGCUUUUCCCCAUGCUAGCCGCAACCCUGCUGUUACCGCUGCUGUGAAAAGAGGGAGAGGGAAGCAGCAUGCAGAUAAACUCGGAGGCCCAACCAUGACCCAUGGUGAUCAGGGCAAUGUAGCAUCCUUCCAAAAAAAAUGCUGUAGCUACCACAUCUAGAACUGUGCUGUCAGAAGCUGGGUUACAUGCAAAUGGCAAAAAGCAUGAGCAUAAGCCACACUGAAGCAGAUUCUCUUUCAUCAGAAUUAGACCCAGUGCUUUCUUUCUGGGGGUAUGCGGGGGUACAUGUACCCCUAAACAUUUUGCGUUGCCCCGACCGAUGGGCUGACAUGCCAGCUGUCUCCGCAGUAGCAGCGCAGACUGGAGCUCCGUCAUUCUCCCCGCUGGUGCCUGGGGAGGGGAGUAUGGGGCGGCCACGGUGGAGGUUACAGGACUGCUGCACCUCCUCCUCCUCUUGCUGGGCUACAGCCAGACGGCGACACACACACCCCCUCCUCACUCAAGCCACCCCUGCUGCUGCUGGGGGCCUUCCCGCCCUCUCAGCGCCACCACCUUGAGUCCCUCGUCCGGGGAUAGGGGGGAGGAAGGGGGCGAGGAGAGGAGGAGCAGCCAAAAUGAGAGUACAGUGGUGCCUCGACUUACGAAUUUAAUCUGUUCCGAAGGCACCUUCGUAGGUCGAAAAAUUCGUAAGUCAAAAAGUACCAUUGGAAACGCGAUUUCCCAUAGGAAUGCAUUGGAAACAGAAAAAUUCAUAAGUCGAAGCAACCCCAUCUAAAAAUUCAUAAGUCGAAAAAACCCUAUCUAAAACCGCCGUGGUUUCUGUUCGGAUGUCGAGAAAUUCGUACGCAUGCGGCCAUUUGCCCCAUUCGUAAGUCGAAAAAUUUGGUUGUCGAGUCGUUCGUGAGUCAAGGUACCACUGUACCCCUAAACAUUUUUUUAAGGCGAAAAGCACUGAUUAGACCUACAUAUAUUUUGUAGCUAUUUUAUUUACUUAACUAUUUAUAAGGCACCUUUUCACAUCCAGACCAGUGGAUUUUCCAUGGCACUUGGCUAGUUGUUGUUUUUUACUUGCAUAUUUUAUUGAUGUUUGUCGUUGACACGUGAAGGCAGACUCCCCGUUGAUCUUACUUAGCCACUUGAAUAAAGUUAUAAAUAUAAUAAGCAAAGACUGAAUGCAGCUGACCAUUUACCAGGUGAUGACUUACCACAGAAUGCAUGUUGAUGACUUCUGUUGCUGCCAAGCAACAGGGAGAAUUUUCUCACACACCUGUGCAGGAGUUAAAAAGUAAAGGUAAAGGACCCCUGACAGUUAAGUCCAGCCAUGGACGACUCUGGGGUUGCGGCGCUCAUCUCACUUUACUGGCCAAGGGAGCCAAUGUUUGUCCACAGACAGUUUUUUCCGGGCAUGUGGCCAGCAUGACUAAGCCGCUUCUGGCAAAACCAGAGCAGUGCAUGGAAAUGCCAUUUACCUUCCUGCCGGAAGGUAGGAAGGUAAAUAGGACCUAUUUAUCUCCUUGCACUGGCAUGCUUUCGAACUGCUAGGUUGGCAGGAGCAGAGACUGAGCAACGGGAGCUCACUCCAUCGCGAGGAUUCAAACCGCCGACCAUGUGAUCGGCAAGCCCAAGAGGCUCAGUGGUUUAGACCCACAGCGCUACCAGCGUCCCUAGCUUUGGGAGUUAUCUGCAGUCUAAUCUGGAGAAAUUUCUGAUAGUAAUCAGCAACCAUUUCCCCAAACUCCUGCAUUGUUGGACAUCCUCAUCCUAGGACCUAGAUGAAAGUAUGAGCCAGUCUGACUGUAUCCCUUAGAAUAAAACCAUAGUUUCAAUGCAGCUCCCUGGUCAGCAGGGAGGGGCAACAGAGUUUACUUGAAUUUCCAUCACCAGUGUUGCUUCAGUUUGCUGGGAGGAAGGGGGAAGCAGUGAGGUUCAGCAUGGUGCAAAUGCACUGGCAGAGCCAAUCCAGUGCCCCCUGCUGGUGUUUGCACUGCGCCCCCGCCUUGCCCCUCUUCCUCCCGGUAAGUCAUAGCAACACCAAAAGCAGGAAGCCAGGUAGGUGCCAUCACCUCUCCCCACUGUUGGAAUAUUCUGCUUGCUGAGAAUUUUGUAUUAUGCUUCCUUUACGUUAGUGCCGAUUGCUAAAGUUUCAAAAGAGCUCCGCAAAGGCAUUUUCCUUUUUUUAAAAAAGGAGGCUGUUUGGAAUUAAUGUUUCACUUUUUAAUAUCAGAAUAGUAGGGGAAAUCAGAUAAGCAUUAUUAAAUUAAAUGCCAGCACACUAUAGAUUACCAACACAGUUAAUUAAUGAAACAUCAUAGAAUUUCCUAAGAACUGCCAUAUAUCAACCCUUUCUUGAGGAUAUUCUGUUGCAAAAACCAACAUUUUCUUUAGUAAAUUAAUGCACUAUUUUAAAUUUGCUGGCUUGAAUUUCAAAUACAGAAACAUCAUAGAAUUUCCUAAUAACCGCCAUAUAUCGAGCCUUCUGUAUGAACAUUUUCUUGAGGAUGUUCUGUUGCAAAAACCAACAUUUUCUCUCUCCCCCCCUCCCAAAUUCUUUAGUAAAUUAAUGCACUACAUUAAAUUUUCUGGCUUGAAUUUCAAAUGCAGAUAACUUUUCAAAAUUACUGUGCUGGUUAUGAUGGUGCUUUUCUGCCUGUAAACAUCACUGCCUUUUUUUUUUAGUCAUUUCCUAACUUUAUUU
Molecule: messenger RNA, 9224 nt
Organism: Zootoca vivipara (common lizard)
Lineage: Eukaryota; Metazoa; Chordata; Lepidosauria; Squamata; Lacertidae
Gene: SLC44A1
Product: solute carrier family 44 member 1
Biological process (GO): choline transport; transmembrane transport
Cellular component (GO): plasma membrane
Molecular function (GO): choline transmembrane transporter activity
Source: RefSeq, a predicted model, not a curated record